AUGAAAAGGCUUCGGGGGCGACUUGAGGCCUUGCUGCUCCUGCAGGUGCUCGUGUUAAUGUGUUGGUGGGUUGGCAGCUCGUCGGCUUGCGUCGCCGGAGCCGACCCCGUUCAACCUUCUAGCGAAGAUAUGGCGCCUCAGAACAGGGUGUUAUUUCCCGUUGAUGGGAACCACUCAUUAACCGUUUUCUACGAUGAAGAUUUGCAUUGCCGCGAGGACCGUCCUAAGGGCAAACUCCAAGCAACCGAAGCGGACGUGGUGCAGAAGCUCAAGGACUCCGAGACCUUCCGGCGUUUCCUUUCGAAUGUGGAGCAGCCGCUUUCUCAAAUAGAUUUAUCCCAUUAUUACUAUUACGCGAUAGGCGUCCUAUACUCGAAGGAUGCGAAUUUUACCGAAUUCGUCAGCCGCGUGCAGGCCGGUGCCGCCGCCGGGCAUAGCCGUCUCCACUGGAUUUUAGGGGUUCUCUACGCCAACGGCCUUGGGGUUCCGCGUAGUGAGGCGAAAUCCCUCCUCCACAUCACCUUUGCCGCGCUCCAGGGCAUCCCGGAGGCGCAUCUGGCGAUUGCGUAUCGCCAUAUCUUCGGGCUUGGGGUGAAUCAGAGCUGCGAGCAGGCGCUUCCGCACCUCCGCGAGGCCGCGGAUGCCGUCUCGAUGACCUACGACAGCACCCUAACCCCCUCCCACGUCUUCCACACGGAGCGCUUCAGCGCGGUUGGGUUGGAGCAAAUUCAGGAGGGCGCGAAGCAGCGUAAGCUCACGCUCGAUUCCCUUCGUUACCGGGCCGAUAACGGGAGCCCCGAGGCGAUGGUGCAGCUCGGUUACACCUACCUCAUCGGGAAGGAUGGGGCGCCGCGGAGUUGGGGCCGGGCGCGGGCGUACUUCGAGCAGGCCGCGCGGGAGGGCUACCCUCGCGCGUACGGCGCCCUCGGCCAGCUGCACGUCCUCGGCGACCGCCGCUCCCUCCACCCGCCUUCGCAGGACCUCGAGAAGGCCGCGCACUACUUCGAGCUCGGCGCCCGCCACGAGGAGCCGUCCUCGCUGAACGGGAUCGGCUACCUGCACGCGAUUGGGUUUUUACCCCGCGAUCGGAAGGCCCCUGGGGCGGGAGGGGGGGAGGGAAAGGGGUUCGCCGCGCCCGAUUACGAAACCGCCGCGCGGUAUUUCAACCGAAGUCGACUGCAGGGGAGUGUGGAAGGGGCCUACAACCUUGGGGUCCUUUACCACCACGGCCGUGGCGUUCCCGCGGAUUCGAAGCACGCUGCGAAGCUUUUCCAGGUGGCGGCCGCCCACGGCAGCGUCCUGGCGUUAUGGCAGAUCGGGCAGCAGCGGCAGGCCGAGGGGGAUUGCUGGGGGGCGGUGGAGUCGUUUCGGAUGCUCGUCGAGCACGGCUCCUGGGCGGAUCCGUCGCUGCAGGGAAGUAUGAUGUCGUUUUGGAUUUCCAUGGACUCUGACGCCAACGCCGAUUCAGGGUUGGCGUCGGAUGCCUCCGCGCGUUUUUCUUUCUCCUCCGCCGCCUCUUCCUUUGGCGUUUUCUUCUCCUCGUUGCUUCCUUCCUCGUGGCGGGGGCGGCGGUUGGGGUCCUCCAAACCCGCCCGCGGCGACGUCGGGGAGGGGCAGGCGCGCGAGGCGGCGAAUCAAACGGAGGGGAACGCGUCGGAGGUGCCCGCGUUGCGCGAUACGAAGGCGGCCACGCGACGACGCCGCGUGGAGGCGUUGGAGGCGAUUUCCCGCAUCCGUCAGAUCCUCGACGGGAGGGAUCCCACACCCGUUCUCGUGCGUUUUCUCGAGGCGUUGCUGCUCGCGGAGAUGGGGCACUCCGCGCACGCCUUCACCGCCGCCACCCUCCUCGACGAGGAGCUCGGCGUCGUCGACGAGGAGCUGCGGGAUGCGGAUUUGGUCGCGGCCGGGGUGGUUGAGGCAGGGAAUCCGAGCUUCGCGCGGGGCAAUCAGAUCUCCCGCGCGAUCACGACGAGUGCGGGUCCGAGCAUUCUCACCCUUUUUUGGGAGUUCCCCGCGCUCAUUCGCGAUCGCGACGACGCGGCCGCCACGCCGGGGAUCACCCCGUGGCUGCUCUCCCAAAAGGAGGCCAAGGCCCUCCUCCUGCUGCGACUUCUGCGGAUGUGUGGGGAGCACCACAGCAAGGCGAGGCUGCGGAUGGGGAAUUUCUACUACUACGGGGAGUCCGCCCUGCUCGGGGUGAACGACGGCGAGGCGUUUCAUCACUACUACGCCGCGGCGGAUCGCGAGAGCGCGCAGGCGAUGUUCAACCUCGGUUUUAUGUAUCAGGUGGGGUUGGCGGGGAAGCACGGGCGCGGGGCCGCCGCGGCGGCCUUCGCGGACCAUUUUUUUGAGAUGCCGUGGUGCGAGGCGGUGGGGGAGGGCGCGCGCGCGCUUCUCGCGUGGCGGCCAAUCCCGGAUCCCCGCUCACCGGGCGAUUCCCUACCACCAACCCCCCCUUUUCCCCUUUCCGGCAGCGUGGCGGCGUACGAUAUCGCGGAGUCGAACCGCGCUCGCUCGCGGGGGGUGCCGAAGGCGACCUUUUGGCGCGUCUUUCGCGCAGAUCCCGAGCUCUACGACGCGGUUGAUCUGAACCUCGCAAAGCAGUGCUACGAAAAGACGCUGGCGAUCAACCCUCAAGUGUACUUUGCCGUCAAGAUUGCCCUCUUUUCAGUGAAUUUGCAGUGGUGGUGGAUGUACUUUUCGCUGGUCCCUGGGGGGCUGCUGCGGGAGUGGGGGAUCUCAAUGCCGUUUUACCGGCCUCCCCCCAACAUGAGUGGGAGGGAGGUGUGCUAUGUGAGUAGUUUGGGUUUGCGGCGAUGUAUUAUCGAUCGCGAAAGUACAUGGAUACAGGUGUCUCUUCAGGAUGGUUUCUUGGUAACAUUUUUAUGGCUACGGUCGCAGUUAUGGGGAAUUAUUUGGGCGGUAUGGCCAUGGAUAGAAAGCUUGGAGACGUUUGUCGGCUACACGGCGACGGUUUUGCUUUUUGUGUUCUUAGUUCUCCGGCAUCACGCAACGUGA
Phytomonas sp. EM1 is the source of this 3018-nucleotide messenger RNA. The record is from the annotation of a GenBank genome assembly. NCBI's taxonomy places the organism in Eukaryota, Euglenozoa, Kinetoplastea, Trypanosomatida, Trypanosomatidae.